Pelodiscus sinensis (Chinese soft-shelled turtle) is the source of this 3178-nucleotide messenger RNA. NCBI's taxonomy places the organism in Eukaryota, Metazoa, Chordata, Testudines, Trionychidae. The record is from RefSeq and is a predicted model, not a curated record.
AUGGUGUGGGGCAGGCCCAUAGCACCGAAGGCCCCAGCAAAGAAAGUAACGAGGGGUCAACAACUGGGCGUCCUAGGGAUCCUGCACAGUGGCAGUGAAGAUUUUGAGUCUGUGGAUGAUCUCUUUGAAGCAGUGGGAGAGCUCUUGCAGGAAGUGUCCAGAGACUCGAAAGAUGAUGAGGACAUCCGGGAUAUCUGCCAGAGGAUGUUCAACACCCUCCACCUAGAUGACGAGAACUCUCAGGGGUGCAGCAAGGUGCUGCUAGAUGCGCCAAUUCAACUUUCCAAGGUUACAGACAGCUAUGAUUCUGGCUUGGACCUCUUUCCAAAGCUCUUGCUGAAGAGAGGCCAGACCUCAAUGGUGAAUGCCAAGAAGUUGGCAAAGGCAGAAGCCAGACUAAAGGCCAAGCAGACCAAGAGGACCGAGAGGGAUUCCCUGAACCCUGCUGACCUACUGGUCCUGGAGGAGGCAUCUGCUAGCCAGGUGUCCAGCAAGAAGGAGACUCGCAUGGAGUCAUCGGGCAAGAACAAGUCGUAUGAUGUGCGCAUUGAGAACUUUGACGUGUCCUUCGGUGAGCGAGUCUUGCUAACGGGCACAGACCUGAACCUGGCGUUUGGCCGACGCUAUGGGUUGGUGGGCAGGAAUGGGCUGGGCAAGACCACCCUGCUGAAGAUGAUUGCCAGCCGCAGCCUACGCAUCCCCUCACACAUCAGCAUCCUCCACGUGGAGCAGGAGGUGGCAGGGGAUGAGACGCCAGCCCUGCAGAGCGUGUUGGAGUGCGACACCACCCGGGAGAGCCUGCUGCAGGAGGAAAGGGAGCUGACGGCCAGGAUCAACGCUGGCAAGGGACAAGGCACAGAAGGUGACAGACUUUCGGAAAUCUAUGUCAAGCUGGAAGAGAUAGAGGCAGACAAGGCACCAGCCAGGGCAUCUGUCAUUCUUGCUGGGCUGGGCUUCAACGCAAAAAUGCAGCAACAGACAACCAAAGAGUUUUCCGGGGGCUGGAGAAUGAGGUUGGCCUUAGCCAGAGCCCUUUUUGCCAGGCCAGAUCUUCUUCUGCUUGAUGAGCCUACUAACAUGCUGGAUGUAAGGGCCAUUCUGUGGCUAGAGAACUAUCUGCAGACUUGGCAGUCAACUAUCCUGGUAGUGUCCCACGACCGGAACUUCCUGAAUGCUGUGGCCACUGACAUCAUCCACCUGCACUCGCAGCGGCUCAACACCUACCGGGGCAACUUUGAGAACUUCAUGAAGAUCAAGGAGGAGCGGCUGAAGAACCAGCAACGCGAGUACGAGGCCCAGCAGCAGUACCGGGAGCAUAUCCAGGUGUUCAUUGAUCGAUUUCGCUAUAAUGCAAACCGGGCCUCCCAAGUGCAGAGCAAACUGAAGCUGCUGGAGAAGCUGCCGGAGCUGAAACCUGUAGACAAGGAGUCUGAAGUGAUGAUGAAGUUCCCUGAUGGCUUUGAGAAAUUCUCUCCCCCAAUCCUGCAGCUGGAUGAAGUGGAUUUCAGCUACAGCCCAAGUCACUGUGUCUUUCGGGGCCUCUCUGUUUCAGCCGACCUGGAGUCCCGGAUCUGUGUGGUGGGAGAGAAUGGAGCUGGCAAGUCAACUAUGUUAAAGAUCCUGAUGGGAGACCUGGCACCAGUUCGAGGGAUUAGACAUGCACAUAGGAACCUGAAGAUUGGCUACUUCAGUCAGCACCAUGUGGACCAGCUGGACUUAAACAUCAGUGCUGUGGAGUUAUUGGCCAAGAAGUUCCCAGGGAAGACUGAGGAGGAGUAUCGGCACCAGCUGGGAAGCUAUGGAGUCUCGGGAGAGCUGGCCGUCCGCCCUGUUGCUAGCCUGUCAGGAGGUCAGAAGAGCCGAGUGGCAUUUGCCCAGAUGACCAUGCCUUGUCCCAACUUCUAUAUCCUGGAUGAGCCGACAAACCAUCUGGACAUGGAGACCAUCGAGGCUCUGGCAAAAGCAUUGAAUAAAUUCCGGGGCGGUGUGAUCCUGGUGUCCCACGAUGAGUGCUUCAUUCGCCUGGUGUGCAAGGAGUUGUGGGUGUGUGAGAACGCUACUGUGACGCGCAUCGAGGGUGGCUUCGAUGAGUACAGGGACAUCCUGCAAGAACAGUUCCGAAAGGAGGGCUUUCUAUAAAGGAGGCACCUAAACUCUGUGAGAGCUGACUGGGGGUGGGGAAGUGCAGCAGCCUCAAUAUCUAUCUGAAAGGUGCCUGGUGGAGCAGUGAGGACACCACUUGCACCCCAUGGACUGUCUGCUCUGCCAUCUGGGUUACCCUUCCCUGAGAACAGCAAAGGUGCUUGCUGGGUAUAGGAUGAGCCCUCCCUCUGUCCUGCCUCCAGAGCUGCACUAGGCCUCUGCUGGGCAGGGGUGAAUGGACAGCCAAGUGAGGGGGGGAGAGUCUAAAGCUGUGGGGGGAGGGGAAGGGCGCAGUAGUGGAGUAUUGUCUGUGCUGAGCACUUCCCCUCUUCUGUCACUUGCCCAGUGCUGCCUACCUCAGCCAGCCACUGCUGCUAGCAGAGGGUUGGUGCUGGGAACGCUGGGCUUGAGUGCUGCUGCCGCCUGUUGCACCUUGAGCUGUUUCUCUGCUGAGAAGCAGGAUGGAGUUUAGACUCUCCAAUUUUAACUUAAACCGUUGGAGGUAGUGGGAAAGGCCUCUCAGUGCCUCUGUGGGGAGGAACUACCGCCACCUGGCUUUUCAGUCAUUUUUACUUGUCAUACUUUCUUCCCGGCCUGACCCCAUGCUGCUAUCCCUGUCCUGCUAAAGAGUGGGGAGGCUUAUGCUGCUGCUGCAAGAGUCCUACUUCUUGCUAAGGUCCUUUGUAAACCCUUGAAAGGGGUUGGGUUGGUUUUCCUCAAGCUGCAGUCAGUAAGAGCCAAGGGCUUGUGCUGUUUGGAUCACAGUGGCCCCUUAUUCUGUUAGCCAGGGACAAGAUCUUGCUCCUUGUUCUGGGCUUGCACACAAGCUUUUACCAAACUUACCUACUGCACAGACCCCUGCAGCCUUCUCCCAGCUAAAGGCCUCUCCAUGCAGGACGAGAUUCGGGUCCGUCCUAUUUACUAUUUUUUUCUAAAAAGAUCAAAUACUGUACAGUGUAAGGUAAGUUAUUGAGCACUGAAACUCCCUGUUCGUCAGCCUAGAGGUUGCAGUGUAAAUAAAAUCAGAACCCCUGAA